AUGUCAAAAAUAUAUAUUUAUCUCUAUCUAAUUUUUUUCUUAAUUCAUAAAAACGUAAUUAACGCAGUGUGUUAUGGAAAAAAUAAUCCUACUCUCGUUACGAAGAUUUAUCUGAAAGUUUAUAAAGGAAACAGCUUAAAUCCUAUAUUUUUUCCAUACAUGCUCGCAAAUGUAAAAAAUAUUAGCGAUAUCAUUUUGACCGAUCAAAACAGUAUUCUCUAUAUACACGGAUUCUUGGAGAACUCGGAAAUGGAAAACGUGCAAAUACCAAUUAAAUCCUAUUUAGAUAAGGGAGAUGUAAACGUAAUAUUACUUGAUUGGGGAAACAUAGCAUUUAAUAUUAAUUACUUUCGCGUGUCAAAUAUAGUUCCUAUGAUAGGAAAACUCGUUGCUAAAUCCUUGUCAGAACUUCAUAAAGUGAUUGAUUUGAAUAAAUUACAUGUGAUUGGGCAUUCUUUGGGUGCUCAUAUAGCUGCUCAUAUUGGACGAUCCAUGAAAAUUCUUAAUCGAAUAACAGGAUUAGAUCCAGCAUUUCCACUCUUUUAUCCUUCUGAAUGUCAUCUGAGGUCGAGCGAUGCCAAAGCCGUCGUUAUCCUUCAUACUGAUAGUGGAUUUUAUGGAACGCCUUUCAAUACGGGAACUAUUGAUUUUUAUGCAAACAAGGGUAUUAGUCCUCAACCGGGUUGUCCUCCAACCAUUGGAAGAGAUUUGUGCAGUCAUAGAAAAUCUGUGAAGAUAUAUAUGGAAUCUUUAAGAAAUCCCAAAGCAUUUCCGGCGCAUAAAUGCUUUAAUAAUAAAAAGGAUAAUGAAGUAAUUUAUUUUGGAGAUUCAAUACCACCUAAUAUACAUGGUGUAUAUUGCUUCAAUACUAAUUUACUAUAA
Messenger RNA from Apis mellifera (honey bee), 882 nucleotides. RefSeq names its product probable phospholipase A1 magnifin. Gene Ontology annotation, molecular function: lipase activity. The record is from RefSeq and is a predicted model, not a curated record. The transcript has 7 exons. The annotation marks the transcript as partial. NCBI's taxonomy places the organism in Eukaryota, Metazoa, Arthropoda, Insecta, Hymenoptera, Apidae.